AUUCCCAUCUCUCUCUCUCUCUCUCUCCCUCUCCCUCUCUCUCUCUCUUCCUAUCUAUAUAUACAGUGUAAACACACGCAUACACAGCAGCACAAUAUUUCCUUCCUUUCGCCCUAAAAACCUCCUCUCUCUAAGUCUGUGUGCCCGACAUGCCUCAGGUCGAUCUCGACACCCUCGUUUCCAUCUGCUCCGGCGGCGGCGACUGCAAGAUCGCCUGCGAACCGCUUCAAGCCCACGCCGCCGGCGAACAACCUCUAGACGACAACGACGACGACGAGAAGAAGCCAGAUCUUCCGCAGCAGCCGGAUUCCCCGCCGGAAUCGUUCUGGCUCUCCAGGGACGCCGAGUUCGACUGGUUCGAUCGCAACGCCUUCUACGAGCGCAAGGACUCGGGCAAGGGCUCCACUUCCGGCAACUUGAACCCGAAUUUGAACCCGCACCUGCACUCGAACAACUCCUCGUCGCAGAGGUUCUCGAAGAACCUGAAGGCCAAGGCGAAGAUCAUCGGGCUGCCGAAGACGCAGAAGGCGAGCUACGUCGACGCGAACCGGAGGAACUGUAAGAAAAAACCGGCCAACGCUCGGUUUUUUAAUAGUAACAAUAAGGCGCUGGUGGAGCCGUCGUCGCCGAAGGUGUCGUGUAUGGGGCGAGUGAGGUCGAAGCGGGGGCGGAAGAAGGUUAGGAGCGACGAGAAGAAGGCGAAGGCGGUGGAGAAGGCUACUAGGGGGGUGGAGAGGAGCCGGACCGGUUUGUACGGGCGGUUUAUGGCGAUCUUCCGGUCGAAGCGGAGGACGGGGCCUCCUCCGCCUGUGGAAGAAUCGCCGCCAAGGAGGAGCGUGGAGGUUCGGUCGUCGUUUAGGGGGGAGCCGCCCGGUUUGGGAGGGAUGACGCGGUUCGCGUCGGGGAGGAGGUCGGCGUCGUCGUGGGCUGGGGAUGAAUGAGAGAGAGAGAGAGAUGGUGACGUGGCGAGAUGGGACUGGUCGACGGCGGCUGAAAGGUCGGGUGGGCCCAGGGGUCGUUGGUCUAAUAUGGUGGGUUGGUGUGAAUUCCGGGUUUGGUUUGAGUGACGUGUGACGUUGAAUAACGAAUUCCUCGUCGUUUCCAAGGGUAAAAUCGGAGUAAAAGCAACAGUUUUCACAUUUUUAUCCCCCCUCCCUCCCUUUUUUUUUUUUGGAAGUUUCGUGCUUUGUUUGCAACACUUUUAGGGGUAGCUUUAUGUAAAUAGAAGUGCGAUUUUUUUGGUAGUAUUUGUAUAAAUCAAAUCAAAUUUUGAGUGCGGGAAA
Messenger RNA from Rhododendron vialii, 1283 nucleotides. RefSeq lists its product as uncharacterized. The record is from RefSeq and is a predicted model, not a curated record. NCBI's taxonomy places the organism in Eukaryota, Viridiplantae, Streptophyta, Magnoliopsida, Ericales, Ericaceae. The transcript has a single exon. The coding region runs from base 150 to 941 and encodes 263 amino acids.